Molecule: messenger RNA, 2571 nt
Organism: Ficedula albicollis (Collared flycatcher)
Lineage: Eukaryota; Metazoa; Chordata; Aves; Passeriformes; Muscicapidae
Product: lysophosphatidic acid receptor 4-like
Exons: 2
Coding region: 37-735 (232 amino acids)
Source: RefSeq, a predicted model, not a curated record
CUUUUCAGCUCUGCUGAGACAUCACAGACUGCAGGGAUGCAGAAAACUAUCCCUGCCUGCUUCUUCCAGCAAAUGUAUUCUUCCCUAACUGGCAUUUUGAUGGAGAGAGACCACAUGAAAGAUCUCAGAAGAUACCUGGCACUGAAAUAUAUCCAGUACCUCGUCCUGUCUUCCUCCAACGCUGUCAGCACCCUGCUGGGGCUGCUGGGCAGCGCCUACACCAUGAUCCUCCUGCACUCUGCCAAGGUCUCCUCCAAGUCCACUGCAGUCCUCAUCUCCAGCCUGGCCCAGGCAGACAUCCUGGUUUUCCUUAGCCUGGUUUUGGGGGGUUUUGGCGUCUCGUCCCUGCCGCGGGUGCUGCUCGUGGCCAACGCCCACCUGAGCUGUGUCCUGCUCAGCUGCGUGGCCCUGGAGGCUUAUCUGAUCACCUUCCUGCCCUCGGAGUCACGGCCCCACAGGACAGUCAGCAAUGCCAGGCUGCUCUCCAGGGGGAUCUGGGUGCUGGUGGCCGCAGAGUGUGCCCUGUUCCUCCUGGAUGAGCGCCUGAGGGCCAGCGCUGCCUCUGCCCCCUCCUGCAGCGCUCGGGGGCUCCUGCUCCAGCUCUCCAGCACAGCCACAGCCCUGCUCCAGUCCCUCAGCUACAUCCUGGGAAUCCUGCUGAGGAUUGUCAACGUCUACAUCUACUACAAGAUAUUUUUCAGCAUGUCUCCCAGGUCCAGACUCAAAUCCAAGUAGGAUGUGCUCCUUCUGGGAAUGCUGGGGCAGCACAAGACCCUUCAGUGCAAUUCCAAACCACUGUUCAAUGACCAGGACCAAGGCUCACCAGGGAUCUAAACCUUCCUGAUCCUGGUGCUGUCCAGCUGUUAUUGAGGAGAGUUUGGGGCUGAGGAGCCCCUUGGCAUUGAGACAACACAGCUGGUGUGUGUUUAUUUAGACUUUAUCCACCAUAGAGGUGAAACAAAAGACAUUUCAUGGUUGUAAACCAACCCCACUAUUUUUUAUAUCAAAAGGGUGCUUAAAGGCUUCCUCAGGGAUCUGUUGAGCCAAGAGUUGUGUAGUUGUUUACUGAAGACAGGAUCUAUGUCCUAAAAUAUUCCUAACCCAGGUGAUCCCAGGCAGUGCAGUGGGAUGGAGAGACAAGGUGAGCACCAAGAUGUCCAAGGUGGGCUCAGGGCAUCAGCCCCACCUGGAGAGCUCCUGGGACAGAGCUGGGCUGAGAUGCUACACCUUGGAACCUUCCCAGAGCUGCUCUUGGGAGAUUGUCACAGCAAAGCACAAAACAGCUUCUCUCACAUCCUUUGCAAUGCAGCUGUUUGCUCCAGCCCUGGGAGAGAGAGUUUGAGAACCCCCCUGUGUGGAGGUUCCAUGUACUGCACCCAGAACAAACCCAGCGCCUCCACGGCUGUGGGUUUAGAGCAGGGGGGGGUUUGUUUGGGUUAGCAGAGCUGUCCCACCUCCCCUGGCAGUGGUGUGGGAGAUCACAGCCACCAGUGUCCUUCUGACCUCACUAGGGCUUGGGUGGAUGUGUGAGAGCUGUUCCCUAGCUGCUGAUUCCUGGGAUUUCCUCCACACUCUGGGAUUUUAUCAGCAAAGAACAAAGUACUCCAGAUGCCUCUGACACUGCCCAGUGCACACAUGGCCAUGGGCACUUCCAAAUCCUGCUGACCUCACACAGGAGCUCCAGGUACAGACUGUGGUGAGGAGACACUGAGUUUCUGCCAGACAUUCUGUCAUCCCCAGAUGUUUCUGCCACCCAAAGAUCAUUUUGCCAUCCUAGAUCUUUCUGCCAUCCCAGGUCAUUCUGACAUCCCCAGAUGAUUCUGCCAUCCCCAAAUCCUUGUGCCAUCCCUAGAUCUUCCUGCUAUCCCCAGAUCAUUUUGCUAUUUCCAGAUAAUUCUGACAUUCCCAGAUGAUUCUGCCAUUCCCAAAUCAUUUUGCCAUUCCCAAAUCAUUUUGCCAUCCCAGAUUAUUCUGCCAUUUCCAGAUGAUUCUGCCAUUCCCAGGUCAUUCUGCCGUCCCCAGGUCAUUCUGCCAUCCCCAGAUGAUUCUGCCAUCCCCAAAUCCUUGUGCCAUUCCCAGAUGUUUAUGCUAUCCCCAGGUGAUUCUGCCAUCCCCAGGUGAUUCUGCCAUCCCCAAAUCCUUGUGCCAUUCCCAGAUGUUUAUGCUAUCCCCAGGUCAUUCUGCCAUUCCCAGGUGAUUCUUCUAUCCCCAAAUCCUUGUGCCAUUCCCAGAUGAUUCUGCCAUUCCCAGGUCAUUCUGCCAUCCCCAGGUGAUUCUUCCAUCCCCAAAUCCUUGUGCCAUUCCCAGAUCUUUCUGCCAUCCCCAGCUCGUGGCUGCAGCACCAGCAGCUGAGUGCCGACUUUGCUUCUCAGGGGACUGAAAGGCAAGCUCUGCCAAGGGCUGGGGAAUCAGUAAAAGCAGAGCAGAAAUGUAAUCAAGUCAAUUAAACCCUUGGAUGAACAUUCCCAGUCAAAGCUGGUCAGCAGGAAGGAUGUCCUAAUAACCUGAUGCACUGUGAUAACCUGUUCUUGCUCCUGAAACCAGAAGUGAGACACUUCCAGGAGAAAUGAA